ACUUUUUUAAGUUUUAAUAAUUCGGGAUAUCCGUGCACUCGCUAUUUAUUUCCAAUUUCCAAUUAUAUUGAGAGCAUCAGAUUCCAUAAAUCUAAACCGAUUCACGUAAUUAAAUUUGAGAGCAUCAAAUUGCAUAAAUCAAAUGAUUUUUCCGCAACUAUUUCAAUGGGUAUUGCCGUUUUGGAUUCGGAUCGCCCGCCAUUCAUAUAAUUCCAAACCAGAGAGAAAAGCUGGAAUGGAAUCUAUUAUUCUCUGAACCGUUUCGUUUGAUGUUUUCAAGUAUGGCUGCAAUUGAAGAAUUGUGAUAAUUCAAGUUCUGGUUGCAUCUCAAUUCUCAGCAGUUCAUUCCUCAAUUGAGGGUUUGGAAUUGAGAUGGAACAGGAAAACGUCGAACUGCAGCAAGUAAAGAUAGAGUCACCAAGAACCCUCGAAGAAGAAACGAAUGACAUCAUCAUUCCUGAAAAAAAAUCCCAGUUCUCUUGCAGCGCCACCUGUCCAUUCUCGAAUCAAGAACACCACAAGUCAGACGCAGCGCAGCGCUCCAAAACAUCUCUCAAACUAAGCGGGCUCAUAAUCUUCUACACUGUACUAAUGGCGAUCGAGAUUAUCGGUGGUCUUAAAUCCAACAGCUUAGCAAUCCUCACAGACGCAGCUCACUUGCUCUCCGACAUUGCCGGAUUCUCAAUCUCUCUCUUCACCGUAUGGGUUUCCGGGUGGGACCCGACUCCUCAACAAUCUUUCGGUUUCAACCGCCUCGAAGUAAUCGGAGCCCUCUUAUCUGUACAGCUAAUAUGGCUUAUAUCCGCCACUUUAAUCUACGAAGCAGUACAGAGGAUUAUUUCCCAACAAACCGAAAUAAACGGUAAACUCAUGUUUGCAGUCUCCGCGUUCGGUUUCUUGGUUAAUCUUAUCCUCGUUUUAUGGCUCGGCCAUGACCAUGACCAUAACCAUAACCAUAACCAUGACCAUAACCAUAACCAUAACCAUAACCAUAACCAUAACCAUAACCAUAACCAUAACCAUAACCAUAACCAUAAUCACCAUGGCCAUGCUCACCAUGCAUGUGAGCAUGACCAUGAAGUGGAAGAAACCACGAAGCUUGUGCCAGCUCAGCAUGCAAACAUAGUGCCAGCUCAGCAUGCAAACAUAAUGCCAGCUCAGCAUGCAAACAUAAACAUUCAAGGGGCUUACUUGCAUCUUAUUACAGAUCUUAUACAAUCGGUCGGUGUAAUGAUUGCUGGAUUGGUUAUUUGGCUGAGGCCGAACUGGUUGGUGGUUGAUUUGGUCUGCACGCUGGUUUUUUCCGUGUUUGCUUUGUGUGCUACUUUGCCGAUGCUGAAGAGUGUGUUUUACGUGUUGAUGGAGCGGGCCCCACACGAGAUUGAUGUUGCCCGUCUCGAAAAUGGUCUGAGACUGAUACCGGGAGUUGGUGGUGUUCACGAUCUUCAUGUUUGGGCUAUUACACUAGGGAAACAUGUGCUGGCUUGUCAUAUUGUGAUUGGUCCUGGAGUUUGUUCGAGUGAAAUCUUGCAUGAGAUUAGGGAUUACUGCGAGCGAGGUUUCGGUAUUCAUCAUGUAACGGUACAGAUUGAACAAGAAUUGUGAUAUUUGUUCUUCUCAUUGAAAUUGAAACCAGAUGGUGUGUUUGAAGGUAGCAAUUUUUUUCAUCACAUGGAAAACAAAUAUGAUUUUACUGGUUAUAAAAUAAUAUAAUCUCAUACUAGAUCAUAUUUUGUAAGGGUAAAAUAGCCUUAAAUAUGAACAUGGUAUAUAUGUAUAAUAUAUACUAUUUUCUGUGU
This is a messenger RNA of Erythranthe guttata (spotted monkey flower), 1799 nucleotides long. It is a transcript of the gene MTPB1, whose product is annotated as metal tolerance protein B1. Gene Ontology annotation, molecular function: zinc ion transmembrane transporter activity. Gene Ontology annotation, cellular component: plasma membrane; vacuole. Gene Ontology annotation, biological process: zinc ion transmembrane transport. The record is from RefSeq and is a predicted model, not a curated record. Lineage: Eukaryota; Viridiplantae; Streptophyta; Magnoliopsida; Lamiales; Phrymaceae.